AUGGCUGAAAACAAUGAAAGACCAGUUAACAAAGCAGAUAUUAAGGAUUUAUUAACUAAGAUCAGAACUGAUUUUGUAGAGCCUUAUCAAGAUGAUAAUUUAAAACGUCUACACGAAAUAUCUUCCACGACUGACUUGUCGAAAUCACAAUCGACUCCAGUAGAAGAAUUAUUGAAAUUAUCAAAGUUAAUCAAGGCAUAUUCAACUAAAGUCGGUAUCGUUUGUCAUCCUGAGAAAUUACUUAAUGAUGACAAUGAUAAAGCGGUAUUCACUGAACUUUCAAACUUAACCAAUACUUUAUUUUAUUUCUUCAGUUUAUUACCAUUAUUUUACAAUGAUAAGAAGGAUUCUUAUGCUAAAUUUUUCAUACAACAUUUAGAUAAGGAUGUUUUGAGUCUUCUAAAUGGUCUAUCAAAACUAGUCAAUGAUUUGAUCUCAAUUUUGGAAAAAGAGAACGCUGAUGGAUCUAAAGAAGAUACUGACUCAGAAUCGCUUAUUGAUUCUGAAAACCGCCUACUUUCAAUCGGUAUAAUAUGGAGUGCUUGUGAUAGUCUCACUUUAUUAGCAGAAAAAAAUAGCGUCGGUAUACUCUCUGAUAAUAUUCGCACUAGCUGUUCACUAACUGAUGAUAUUUUAAUAGAUAUUGAAGAAUGGCUAGAAGAUCCAGCGAUAGGCUAUGAUAUGCUUUUGGAAGCUGAAGAUGAAGCUAAUGAAGAACUUGAUUCUGAUUCAGAUAUCGACAAAGAAGGCGAAGCUAUAGAAAGAAUAAAAGCAUUUUUAUUGACUUGGCAAGUCAAUGUAAAACUAAUUAGACUACUGUUAUCAUCAUUUACUAAAUCUAUAUCUGAUAAUUCUUCAAAACAGGUUAUUAAAUAUGAAGGUUCUGCAUUAGAUAAAUUACAAAAUCUACACGUCAAAACUAUUGAAUAUUUGGAUGAAUUAAUUGCAGAUGUAUUCAUGUCUGAUACAUCCUUUAACCCCGAAGAAAUGGAUGACGUGAUUGCACGGUUAAACGAAACUCUAAAGCAAAUGUUAAAAAUUAUAAAGAAAAUAAAUAAUACUGACGCUAUGAAGUCUAAAUGGGUUACUGUUUGGGAAAAUAAGUAUUUUGGGAAUACAAAUUGA
Molecule: messenger RNA, 1125 nt
Organism: Tetrapisispora phaffii CBS 4417
Lineage: Eukaryota; Fungi; Ascomycota; Saccharomycetes; Saccharomycetales; Saccharomycetaceae
Exons: 1
Coding region: 1-1125 (374 amino acids)
Biological process (GO): regulation of cell cycle
Cellular component (GO): nucleus
Source: RefSeq, a predicted model, not a curated record